Messenger RNA from Batrachochytrium dendrobatidis JAM81, 1296 nucleotides. RefSeq lists its product as uncharacterized. The transcript has 3 exons. The coding region runs from base 1 to 1296 and encodes 431 amino acids. Lineage: Eukaryota; Fungi; Chytridiomycota; Chytridiomycetes; Rhizophydiales. The record is from RefSeq and is a predicted model, not a curated record.
AUGUCAUUCAAGUUCUUAAAACACUCACAUAUUCCAUCUAAAAAGUGGUUUUACAACAAUCUAAAGGGAGAAUCAGUUUCAUCAAACGAUUAUAAUGAAAUGGUAUUCACUCACACCAACCUGUACGAUUUGCUGAACGACUACAACAAUUUGGAUGUGAAGCCAAGCGUAGAAGCGACAAAGAAGCUGGGUAAUUUCUUUCAGUCGUUGAAUCUUGAUAUCCACAAAAACAGCAUCUUUGUUCCUAGACUCACUCUGAAAUAUCUCUGGCACACAAAAAGCAAAGACUGCGAGUUUCAGUUAUUCAAAGGGAAUGAAGAAUUGUACCACAAAUACAGAGAUGAUCUGAAAAAGACAACCAGAAUUAGAAAAGGAAAGCUUUGUCAGGGAAUACUUGAAUAUGAUACCAAUGCUUUAUAUCUGUGGGUGAUAAGUCAAGAUAUGCCGUGUGGUGAGCACCAAGUAGUUCAAGUUUAUCCCGAUAUUCUGAAAGAUGUCUUGGAUAACACGUUCUUUGGAAUGAUAGAAUGUGAUAUUGCUGUUCCUGAACAUUUAAAGGAAUGCUUUGCUGGAAUGCCUCCUAUUUUCAAGAAUGUUGAAAUUACAUGCAAUGAUUUAAGCUCUGACACACAGGCACAUGUCAAACCAGAUCACAAAAGUAACAGAUUAGUUGAAAGUAUGUUUGGUGAGACGAUGAUGUUUGCUACUAAACUGCUGAAAAGGUAUUUUGAGCAUGGAUUGGUUGUUUCAAAUAUUGCUUUUGCUGUAAGAUAUGAACUUAAAGUACAUUUCAAGUCGUUUUCUGAGCAAACAGUCAAGAUUGUUACUGGAGAUAACUACAUCAAAAACAUCAGAAGGAAUAAUUACAUUGAACAUCAAGACAUGAACAAAGGAUGCGAGUUUCGUUUCAAAAAGAUGUCGUUCAAACAAAGUUUACCUAUUCAUAUUAGAUUUCAAGUGUAUCAAUUAGCGAAACUACGAAUGCUUCAAUUUUACUACGACUCUAUUGAUUAUUCCAUUGACAAAAGUGAUUAUCAGUACUGUAUGAUGGACACUGAUUUAGCUUACAUUGCUAUAUCUGAUGAAUCGUUAGAAGUCAUAAAACCAAGCUUAAAAGAUGAAUUUAAAAAGAAUCGGCAUCUGUGGUUGGAAAGAGACGAUACCAUUGAGAAUAAGGUGUAUGACAGCAGAACACCGGGUCUGUUCAAGUUGGAAUAUGAAGGAACCUGCAUUAUAUCCUUGGCCAGUAAAAUGUACUAUUGUGAUGAAAACAAAUUCAGUUUAAAAGGGAAUUAA